Molecule: messenger RNA, 801 nt
Organism: Phytophthora sojae
Lineage: Eukaryota; Oomycota; Peronosporomycetes; Peronosporales; Peronosporaceae
Exons: 1
Coding region: 76-693 (205 amino acids)
Biological process (GO): phospholipid transport
Cellular component (GO): mitochondrial intermembrane space
Molecular function (GO): phosphatidic acid transfer activity
Source: RefSeq, a predicted model, not a curated record
CUCAAGUGGAGCACAGGACGGUGAGCAGGAAGCCCAGCGUAGCCUUACUACGCUACUACACUACUAGACAGCGCCAUGGUGCUGACGAACGAGACUCGCCACGUGUACCCUUUCCAGUGGGACGUCGUCACGCGCGCCUUCUGGAACAAGUACCCGAACUCGCGCCUGGCGCACGUGGAGCGCGUGGACGUGCUGGACCGGCGCCUGGACGCGCAGGGCCGCCUCGUGACCACGCGCCUGGCCAAGGUGACGCAGAGGAACGUGCCCGGCUGGGUGCGCUCGGCGCUGGGCGACUCCACGUACGUGUUCGAGGAGACGACGUGCGACGCGCAGCGCCAGCGGCUCGUGCUCAAGUCCACGAACCUGUCGCUGCGCUCCGUGGCCACCGUGGAGGAGACGUGCGUGUACUCGGUGCACCCGGAGGACGCCAGCAAGACGCUGUACGAGGCCGAGGCCAAGGUCACGGCCUUCGUGCCGCUGGUGAGCCAGAAGCUCGAGAAGUUCUCGGUCAGCCGCGGCGCCGAGACGGCCGCCAAGGGCAUCCGCGCCGUGGAGGAGAUCUGCCACGACAUCUUUGAAGGGACGUUCCAGCCGGCGUUCUGCCAGUCGGUGGACGCGGCCAAGGACUCGGUGGCGGCCAAUGCCGUGAAGGACUUUGCGGCGGCUGCGGACAAGUGGACAGAAAAGCAGUAGAGAGGAGCUGUACUGGUGGAGUAUUCUGUAAAUGGAGGACCGGGAGAGGCUGCAGCAGAGGGUUUCUCCGGGGUCUCAUUGCAAUAAUGUCAUAAGGCGUCACUUUUU